UUAUUCAGUUGCCGUGGAGAUGAUCCUGCUGCUGUAAAUGUAGGGCUGAAGAUUAAUGGUGUGGGCAGUAUGGACCUAAUGAACGGACAGUCAAGCAGUGUUAGUAUUGCAGCUACUGCUUCAGAGAAGAGUAGCAGCUCUGAGUCCUUGAGUGACAAAGGUUCAGCUGAACUGAAGAAGAGCUUUGAUGCAGUGGUAUUUGAUGUUCUGAAGGUUACACCAGAAGAAUAUGCGGGUCAGAUAACGCUAAUGGAUGUCCCUGUAUUUAAAGCAAUUCAGCCAGAGGAGCUGGCAAGCUGUGGCUGGAAUAAAAAAGAGAAAUACAGUUCUGCACCAAAUGCUGUUGCUUUCACCAGAAGAUUCAAUCAUGUAAGCUUCUGGGUUGUUAGAGAGAUUCUACAUGCACAAACUUUAAAAAUAAGAGCUGAGGUUUUGAGUCACUAUAUUAAAACUGCAAAGAAACUGUAUGAGCUGAAUAAUCUGCAUGCUCUUAUGGCAGUUGUGUCAGGCCUACAGAGUGCUCCAAUCUUCAGGCUGACUAAAACGUGGGCGUUAUUGAGUCGGAAGGAUAAAGCCACCUUUGAAAAGCUGGAGUAUGUUAUGAGUAAAGAAGACAAUUACAAAAGGCUUAGAGACUAUAUCAGCAGCUUGAAGAUGACUCCUUGUAUUCCCUACUUAGGUAUUUAUCUGUCAGAUUUGACAUAUAUUGACUCUGCCUACCCGUCAACAGGGAGCAUUCUGGAAAGCGAGCAAAGAACAAAUUUAAUGAACAACAUUCUUCGAAUUAUCUCAGAUUUACAGCAGUCAUGCGAAUAUGAUAUUCCUUUGUUGCCUCAUGUCCAAAAAUAUCUAAACUCAGUUCAGUACAUAGAAGAACUACAAAAGUUUGUAGAAGAUGACAAUUACAAACUUUCAUUAAAGAUAGAACCAGGGACCAGCACCCCCCACUCUGCUGCUUCCAGAGAAGAUUUAGUAGGCUCGGAAGUCGGAGCAUCUCCACAAAGUGGACGGAAAAAUGUUGCAGUUGAAGGAGCCUUGCUACCACCAACACCCCCUUCGCCUAGGAACCUGAUACCGCAUGGACAUAGGAAAUGUCACAGUCUGGGAUACAAUUUCAUACACAAAAUGAAUACGGCUGAAUUUAAAAGUGCGACGUUCCCCAAUGCAGGACCGAGGCACCUACUGGAUGACAGCGUCAUGGAACCUCAUGUCCCAUCUCGAGGGCAGGCAGAAAGCUCCACCCUUUCUAGUGGAAUUUCAAUAGGUAGCAGUGAUGGUUCUGAACUCAGUGAAGAAACUUCCUGGCCAGCAUUUGAAAGGAACAGGUUGUACCAUUCUCUCGGUCCGGGGACAAGAGUGUCACGAAAUGGCUAUCGAGGCCACAUGAAGGCCAGCAGCUCCCUAGAAUCUGAAGAUUUGGCUGUUCAUUUGUAUCCGGGAGCAGUUACUAUUCAAGGUGUUCUCAGGAGGAAGACUUUGUUGAAAGAAGGCAAAAAACCUACAGUAGCGUCUUGGACAAAAUACUGGGUAGCAUUGUGUGGAACCCAGCUCUUUUACUACACUGCAAAAUCUCUGAAGGCUACAGAGAGAAAGCAUUUCAAAUCCACGCCGAGUAAGAAUGUGUCAGUUGUGGGCUGGAUGGUGAUGAUGGCAGAUGACCCUGAGCAUCCAGAUCUCUUCUUAUUGACUGAUUCUGAGAAGGGCAAUUCAUAUAAAUUUCAAGCUGGAAACAGAAUGAAUGCAAUGCUCUGGUUUAAACACCUGAGUGCUGCCUGCCAAAGCAACAGACAACAGGUUCCUGCCAACUUGAUGACCUUUGAAUAAUAGGCUAAUUCAAAACAACAAAAAAAGAACAAUUUGAACCAUCUCAUAAUGGUUCUGAUGAAAAAUGCGCCAGCUGUAUUCUGUGCCAGAACAGAGCCUGUCAACUCGAUCUCUGAACUCUGGAGCCCUGAACAAAACCACUAAUGGCUGGGGAGUAGAGUCCCCCAAAUUAAAAAUGGAGUUGCAACAUGAAUUGCCAUGGACCAUGCUUCGUUGUAUUCUCUGAACUGACCUGUGGAAACCACUGCCUUAAAGAGUGAAAGGAAAAACAACAUGAAACACCAAAUAGUGUGUGUGAAACUUCUGGCGGUGCUGUGCUUGAGUUAAAUAGAUUGUAGCUAGUUUGAGUUUCUUUUAACUUUAUACUAAUUUUGAAAAUAACUCACCUUUUUAGGCAUUCUUAAGAAAACAAGUAAACUGGUAUUUAAGAGUUGUAUCAAAAGCUGUGUGUGAACCAGGUAAAAAAGGUACUACACGUUCUAGAGAUGUUGUUUAGACUAUACCAGGAGUUCUCGAUGGGAGCUUGUCCCAGGCACGCUCAGCCUGGAGCAAUAUUUUUUCUCUCAGACCUACAGGUGUAAGAAAUGUUAACAACCACAAGUUUAAAAUAGCAGUAAGCUUGCAAACCGUAGUACUGUAUGGGAGCCAUAUUCCUUACGAGUGGCACAAAGGCUGAACACUUGCACGCCAAAAUUUUUUUUUGGUACGUUGUUACCUAAUUCCUGGUUAAAAAUAUAGUUCACGUGUUUCGGGUGGUCGGGGGGGGUGUGUGGCAGAGACAAAACUGAAAGCACUGUUGGGUCAGAACUGAGUGUUUUCUUCCCCUUUGUUUCUACACCUGUCACUCUCCUACACACAAAGGUUGAAUGACAGAAAAAAUAACACCCAGGUAUAGCUCACUGAGAUAUUUUACUUCUCUGGGUAUCUGUUAAUUAUCAGUUAGGGACCACUGUUAGUGUAUGGUGUUUCAUAGUAUCACUUAAGAUCUACGUUUUAAAAAGAUAGAGGCACAAUUUCAAGCUUUCAUGUUCUCAUUUGGCAAUAAUGGAUUUUAGUGUCUGUCUUGGUCAAAACAGUUGACAUUGUGUGGUAUUGAUAACAUGGCCUAAAGCAGACCUUACAUACAGAAGCUCUUUUGAUCUUCAGGCAAAUAAUUUAAGAGAAGGUAGGAUAACCUAAAGAGAGAAAAGGUGUGGGACUAUCAGAAUUCCAUCCUUGACAGGAAUAAUUCUUGGUCACUGAAAUUACUCACAGAGAAAAACAUUAUGGUUGUAAAAAGGGAGCCAUGGUUUAUGUGUGUGUUUUAUGCUUUAGGCUUUGAUUCUUUCUUUAUUUGGGUUUCCUUGACAUCACCUGGAUAUAGUUUCCUGGAUGAUUAGUCUUUCUUUAAUCUUCAAAAAUAUGAUCUUUGUAAAGCAAGGAAACAUUGUCCAAAAUAUGACUCUGAUAUCAGAACUUUGAAGUCUGUGAAAAAGUAGUAACUGUUCCAUUGACAUUGUGGUUUAGUGGCCGUAAAUACGCUUGCAGAUUCCACCAUGAAUACUCCUUUUUAAAAAGAAACAAGCUACCUACCAGUCUGUGGCAGAGUUAUCUGACUAUCUAAUAAAGGUUUCUACUAGUAGUUAUUAUUU
This is a messenger RNA of Cariama cristata (Red-legged seriema), 3455 nucleotides long. RefSeq names its product Ral GEF with PH domain and SH3 binding motif 2 (gene RALGPS2). Gene Ontology annotation, cellular component: plasma membrane. The coding region runs from base 70 to 1824 and encodes 584 amino acids. Lineage: Eukaryota; Metazoa; Chordata; Aves; Cariamiformes; Cariamidae. Gene Ontology annotation, molecular function: guanyl-nucleotide exchange factor activity. The transcript is spliced from 19 exons. The record is from RefSeq and is a predicted model, not a curated record. Gene Ontology annotation, biological process: Ras protein signal transduction; positive regulation of GTPase activity.